Messenger RNA from Symsagittifera roscoffensis, 1340 nucleotides. RefSeq names its product synaptogyrin-2-like. Gene Ontology annotation, cellular component: neuromuscular junction; synaptic vesicle membrane. The transcript has 4 exons. The record is from RefSeq and is a predicted model, not a curated record. Lineage: Eukaryota; Metazoa; Xenacoelomorpha; Acoela; Convolutidae. Bases 17 to 715 code for a protein of 232 amino acids.
CAACCUGGUUUGCGUCAUGUCCUCGCCAGGAGCUUAUGGUGCCGGUAUGGCUGGGGGAGCUUUCGAUCCAAUGAGUUUUAUCAAAAAACCUCAAGUUAUUACUCGAGUUGUGUGCUGGCUAUUCUCAAUAGUUGUUUUCGCUUGUAUCUCAACAGGUGCAUGGCUAGUUUUGACCGAUGAAAAAGAUUACACUGGUGACGCUGUUUGCCAAAUGAACGCUGACGACAAUGCGUGUCGUUUUUCAGUAGCAAUUGGAGUGAUAGCAUUUCUAGCCUGCAUAGUGUUCCUAGUGGUAGACGCGUUGUUUGAUCACUUCUCCAACAUUAAACAUAGAAAGUACGCAGUCCUGUCAGACUUAGUUUUUUCCGGAAUCUGGACCUUCAUGUGGUUCGUAACCUUCUGCUACUUGUGUGAUGCGUGGAGAAAGACCUCGGUCGGUCGAUUGACUCCGAAAGGCAAAGAUUAUGAAGAUGCCGGCGACAUCAAGGCGGCCAUCGCCUUCUCCUUCUUCUCUAUUCCUCCGUGGGGAAUUCUAACGUACCUGGCAUUCAGACGGUUCAAGGAGGGAGUGUCUGCAGAGUUCAGUCCCUCUCAGGGCUUCGAGGACAUAGGUGGGGGACCUGCGGAUGGCUACUACCCAGAUUUAGGACAGGAAGCAGCUUACCACAACCAGAGCUUCGGUGGGGGAAACGCUUACCAAGGUCAGGGUUUCUAGAACACGGCCCAAAGCAGCCACUUUGAUGAAUACUUCACAAAUGACAUCUGGUGAGUUUGCAGCAGGGAAAGAAAAUGCCGAGGUUCAUUGGGCCCACUAAACUGAUUUUUUUUCGCGAACACCAAAAAAGUUAGAAGUCAGCUAAGUUUUGACCCUAACAGUCUGAUUUUUCUCAAUCAUACUUCUCAAUUAUACGUUUUCUUUUUUCGUUAACUGAAGAAUUAGUCUCAUGCGCGUUUGAGUAGGUUGAGCAUUGAUCAGACUUAAUACUUCUUCCAUCAUGUGUAGAGAAAAUUUACCAAUCGGCGAUGUUUUGGAAGUUCGGUGUUCAAGCUAAACCAAAAUAAGAGCUAUGUGAAAUGUUUUUAUCUAUUUAUAUAUGUAUCUGCAAUGAAAAUUCCUCUAUAUGUUUCCAGAAAGUCUAUUUCUAUCUUUGUGUAUAUCUUGUUUUUCAAAAUCACUUGUAAAGUUUAGUAGUGUAGUAUUUUUUGAUGCCUUGCCCUAAAGAUUCUUGAUAGGAAUUGAUAGUCCAAUUAUUAUGCAAUCAUCCAAAUGUGCAAUUCUUUCAAAAUGUGCAAAUAAAUUAAAACAAAAUCAAUUUUUCUGGAAGGCUUCAAUUUUUGGU